This is a messenger RNA of Panicum hallii, 1723 nucleotides long. RefSeq names its product 60S ribosomal protein L2, mitochondrial-like. The transcript is spliced from 2 exons. Gene Ontology annotation, molecular function: structural constituent of ribosome; RNA binding. The record is from RefSeq and is a predicted model, not a curated record. Gene Ontology annotation, cellular component: ribosome. The coding region runs from base 212 to 1540 and encodes 442 amino acids. NCBI's taxonomy places the organism in Eukaryota, Viridiplantae, Streptophyta, Magnoliopsida, Poales, Poaceae. Gene Ontology annotation, biological process: cytoplasmic translation.
CACCUGCCUUGCCCUAACCCCCGUUGCGCACGCGCACCGUCGCACGCCGCCGCAACACGCCCGCCCGUCCGGACGGCGACUGACGGCCUCCACCACCUGGCGGCGGCAAACCGGGGCGCGAGCAGCUGGCGAGUGAGAGGCGGCCGGCGAACAUAUAGCAUAUUUUGGAGUCUCUCCACUCCUCCUUGCUAUCUCCAUCCCAAUCAACAAGAUGGCACGUCAAUCCGCUCUCUCGCUCGUCAAAGAUCGGGCCAAGGUGGGAGCGCUGAAGCGUCUGACUCUGAGCUCAUCCAAGACGGCAGGUAGGAACUCAUCUGGGCGCAUCACCUCUUUCCACCGCGGCGGAGGGGCCAAGAGGUUGCAGAGGAAAGUUGAUGUGAAGCGGAGCACCUCUUCCCUGGGCAUUGUGGAGCGGAUCGAGUACGACCCUAAUCGCUCCUCUAGCAUUGCUCUGGUGCGAUGGGUCCAAGGGGUACAUUUCCGUCGCCACAAGAUUCCACAAGAGCUCAGUACUGAGUCUCAGAUACCAGAAUCUACCACAGCUGAUAUCUCCGCUCGGUUUUCCCUUGCACCAUUGUCUGGUAGAGUGCAUAAAGCAAAGGAAGCUUCUUCUGCGCUGUACUCUUCAGCUUCGUCUGCACUGUACUCUUCUCUGGGUAAUGGAGAUAUUCCAUCUGUUAACUCUUGCGCAUCAAUGAGCUUGCCUAGGAUAGCUUUAGCUGGUGCCAAGCCCACUUUCUUCACUCAAGCCAGAGGAAAUGAAGAAGGAAAACAGACAUUUUCUCUUUCUGGAAUUCAAAAAUGGGCAACGGAUGAUGCACUUUGGGCACAGAGAAUGAAGCGUCAAGCUGCUCUCUCUUGGCAGAAUGAUUUGAAGAAGAAACCAUUGCCACAGGCACAAGCUAACUUCAGUACCUCGACAACCAAGUCUAUGGGUACGAGUAAAGGGCCGAAUGGAAAGGUUGAUUGUGUACCAGUAUCUUAUAUAUUGGCCAGCCACCAAUGCCUUCCAGGUAGUACAGUGAUGAAUUAUGAUUCCUCGAAACCUUCUAAGAGUUCAGCCUCUUCGCUAUCAGCUAAUCAGUUUGAUAUAAUCGACCUCAACUCAAAGGUUGGAAAUUGCAUACCAUUAGCCAAUGCACGAAUUGGAACAUGGGUGCAUGAUAUUGAAUGUCGUCCUGGUCAGGGUGGGAAGAUGGUCCGAGCAGCUGGUACAUUUGCUAAAGUUGUCCAGGAGCCAGGUGCGCAGUGUGUUCUGCGCCUUCCUUCAGGUGCUGAGAAGACUGUGGAUUCGAAAUGCCGUGCUACAAUUGGUAUAGUCUCCAACCCAAGCCAUGGUACACGCAAGCUAAGAAAAGCAGGGAACAGCCGGUGGUUAGGCAGACGCCCUGUUGUCCGUGGUGUUGCGAUGAAUCCUGUGGAUCAUCCCCAUGGCGGAGGUGAGGGGCGUACCAAAGGAGGCAGGCCUUCAGUUUCUCCUUGGGGAAAGCCCACUAAGGCAGGGUACCGAUCACCAAGUGCCGCCAGCCGUAGAGCAUAGCGGCUGCAACAAAGCUCAUAUGGAUCAGCCCUUUUUUUUGUUCUCUUCCUUAUGGUUGAGAAAAUAAAGAACAAAUGUUAGUAGCAGAGGGAAUUGUGAUACAUCAACUUGGUUUUGAUGUAAGAAUUAAUGUUUUCAUUACAAUGUUUGUUAUUAUUAUGUUGGUUAUCUUUUUGCUGAAAA